Plectropomus leopardus (leopard coralgrouper) is the source of this 3178-nucleotide messenger RNA. NCBI's taxonomy places the organism in Eukaryota, Metazoa, Chordata, Actinopteri, Perciformes, Serranidae. The record is from RefSeq and is a predicted model, not a curated record.
AAGGCAAAGAUUUCCACUGUGUUGCCCGACACAGCACUUCUGUAUCCACCGCUGUUAAAUGUGGUGAGGUUGUGGACAAAGAGGAAAGAUGAGUCUGUCAUGUAGAAAAGAUCCUCACGGCCUCUCCUUGUAAAGACGAGAGAGAGCCGCGGGAGACGACGGCUGUAGGAGGAUCUGUAGUGUUUAUUAAGGGGCCCCGAACCAGGUGGGCUGUCGCGGAAGGUGAUAGAAUGGCUAACCAGAGCUUUGCCAUCGACGGCCCCGGCAGUUUGCUGGCUGUGCUGGCUUCGCAGAGCGGAAUGGCGAGAGGCGGCAGCAGCAGCAGCAGCAGCAGUGACGGCAGCAGCAACAGUGGAGGAAUCUCUGCCACAGAUGUGUCCGCCUACUUUAAGCUGGUCUUCUUGGGUUUGAUCAUCUGUGUCAGCCUCGUGGGCAACCUCUUGGUCUCCCUGCUGGUCCUAAGAGACAGGACACUUCACAAGGCCCCCUACUUCUUUCUCCUGGACCUGUGCCUGGCUGAUGCAGUCCGCUCCGCCGCCUGCUUCCCCUUCGUGCUAGUUUCCGUCCACAACAGCUCGGCCUGGACUUACAGCGCCUUGAGUUGUAAAGUUGUGGCGUUCAUGGCCGUGCUGUUUUGUUUUCAUGCUGCCUUCAUGCUGUUUUGCGUGGCCGUCACCCGCUACCUUGCCAUCGCCCACCACCGAUUCUACGCCAAGCGCAUGACCAUCUGGACCUGCGCCGCCAUCAUCUGCAUGGUGUGGACUUUGGCUGUUGCAAUGGCGUUCCCGCCCGUCUUCGAUGUGGGGACGUACAAGUUCAUCCGUGAUGAGGAUCAGUGCAUUUUUGAACACCGCUACCUGAAGACCAACGACACCCUGGGCUUCAUGCUCAUGCUCGCCGUGGUGGUCCUCGCCACCCACGGGUUCUACGCCAAGCUGCUGCUGUUCGAGUACAGGCACCGCAAGAUGAAACCCGUCCAGCUGGUGCCAGCCAUCAGCCAGAACUGGACCUUCCACGGUCCCGGGGCCACAGGUCAAGCCGCAGCCAACUGGAUCGCGGGGUUCGGUCGGGGCCCCAUGCCACCCACUCUGUUGGGCAUCAGGCAAAAUUUACACAAUCAACACCGGCGGCUGCUCGGGAUGGAGGAGGUGAGGUCGGAGAGGAGGCUGGGCAGGAUGUUCUACACCAUCACCCUGCUCUUCCUGGUGCUCUGGGCUCCGUACAUCGUGGCGUGCUUCUGGAGGGUGUUCGUCAAGUCCUGCAUCAUCCCUCACCGGUACCUCUCCAUUACGGUGUGGAUGAGCUUUGCCCAAGCCGGAGUCAACCCAAUCUUCUGUCUCCUGCUUAACGAGGACCUGAGAAAAGUGCUGAGAGCUCACCUGCCCACCUACUGGAGGACUAAACAACACCUGCCGCAGGACGAGGCCUACUGCAUCAUGUGAUAAGAUAUGAGAUCGAUGAGGGGAAUGUUUCAGGUUUUCAAGAGAGAAUUGGAGACUUGAAGUGAUGUAACGCACCUUGGUUGUGUCUGUUUUGUUGUUUUGCACAACAAAAUCAAAUAUUCGCCAACAAAUGCAGGCACAACGCCAUUUUAUUGAAGAAUGUUGAUGAUAUUUGAAUGGUGCAGAGGUGAUAGAAAAGCGGGGCGACAGAAAAGCCCCGCACCGUUUUUCUGAUGUAUGAUUAAUAGGUAGGAAAGAUCACAACAAUCACCGCUCCAACUAAGUGUGACAGAUGCCAUUUUAAAAAUAAUGUUGCCUUAUUUCAGUGGGACACGCCCCAGAGCUUUCAGCGGAGUUUGUGUGUCACACGAGGCACAGACAGACACACGGAGGGUUGAAAUCCUUGAAGAAAUGUGCUGCGGACUGUGAAUAGAGAGUGUUGAUCAGAGCGUUACUAACUCUGAAACACAUCAAGGAACUCAAAAGGGGUCUGAAUGGAUUGAUAGACCACCCCGGACGCCUUUUCAUGUAAUUCAAAAGGAGGACUGCAGAAAUAUCGAAUGGACCCAAUAACCUUGGAUACAUUUAAAUAGCUGUUGUGAACCCAAGAAGCCCCCAACAUGCUUGAUUUUUUGGACUUGAUUUAGGGCGUGUCAGGUUUCUUUGUAUCAUAAAAAAAGAAAUUGCCUGUUUUUCCUUUAUUUGUAAACUAUACAUGUUAAGCAGAUGACACUAUUUUGAAAUAUGACUUGAUUUCAUAUUGUACAGACUGUACAGGAAUGUAUAUUCCUGCUUGUGUGUUUUUAUAUAGCAUUUGUGUGUAUGUGUGUGUGCAAGAGGUAGACAGAAGAGGAGAGGGAGGAAGAUGAGAGAAAUAAUGAUGAUAGAAUAGGUUCCAGUAAUAUUGAGUCAAAUAUGAAAGCAGCCUCAUCUUUGGUGUCUCAGAGUCAUGCAAAAUUGAGCAGUCGUCAUAUGGAAAUGUAUCCUUUAAAUGGAUUUCCGUAAAAUGUAGUCGGAUUUUUUCAAUGUACAAGCAAAUGUGAAGUGCGGAUGGAUUAUGAAAAAGGGGGACAGAAUAAUUAGAAAACAACACUUGUGCAUUGCAAACAGGCCGGAGGAUUUUAAUGACUUGAAUGAUGAUGUAAAUUACGUCGUUUAAAAAAAAAAAAUCAUUAGCAAAUGAACAUUUAUUUGCAAAUGAUGAUCUUGGGAAUGUUUUAAAAGUACUGUUAUGCUCUCUCCAGAAUACAAAAAAAAGAAGAAAUGAAGUGGCACUUAAUAUGAAGGAAACUUGAAUGUUACCAGGCCCUCUUAUAUUCCCCACCCUGACAUAAAUGUCACCAUUUGGGAGUCUUGGAUCACACAAAAUCAAAGGCUGACUCCUGAGAUGUUUUUGGUGUGUGGAAACCGGCUUAGACUACAUGAAGUUGUCUCUCCAAAUUAAGAUUCAUGUAAUACAAAUGUCAGACCUACAGUAUGUUAGGAAUAGAUAUAUUUGUGCAGUCAAUUUUUCUAAAUGUGGACACUUGCACAGCAUACUGUAUUAGCAUGCAUUCCACUGCAUUUCAUAGAUUCAAGACUGGGGAUUACAACUUGUACAGAUGUUGAUAUGAGAAGACGAACGGGAACUGAGGUCCAUAAUUUUUACGUCUGGCAUUCCUUCGCGAGAUGAUAUUCUGUAACUGUACAGUUUAACUGAGGUGGUUCUUUUGCCCACUCAUCAAUAAAGACUCUAC